Molecule: messenger RNA, 402 nt
Organism: Tilletiaria anomala UBC 951
Lineage: Eukaryota; Fungi; Basidiomycota; Exobasidiomycetes; Georgefischeriales; Tilletiariaceae
Exons: 5
Coding region: 1-402 (133 amino acids)
Source: RefSeq, a predicted model, not a curated record
AUGCCCCCCCUUCUUCACACCGGCUGCACCGUUUCCAACAUCUUCUCAGGGGAAGAUAAGUGCAUAGGAUCACAGUAUAUGGUUAUUUGGCUGGCAAGGUCUAUCAAUAAUAGUGACCACCAUACACUGCAGCAAAUGAUUGACAGCCUGAACCCUUCACACGCAUCGGAGCGACAGCCUGUCCUGCCAUUCGGUUUCCCUGUCCGUUUCACGGCUGAAGGUCAGCGACACACCAGGUCCGUGCGCCGACCAUGGCGUAUGAUGUCACCAGCGGCCGUCGAAGCGUUCGGCCGCAGCGGCACGCAUGGCAAACAAAGAUCGGGUUCAGCUUCCAUCAAUCAGCAUCCUUGUUUGACAUGCAGUAGCAACAAGCAGGCCAUCGCAUUUCCCCAAUGUAUCUAG